UUGGACGUUCUUUGUGCCGUCUCUCAUCGUUAGUCAGGUUUGGUUUCUUUUAGGUGCUCUAUUUUGCACCUGUUUGGUUUGGUUUGGUUUAGGUGCUCUGUUUUGACCCUGUUUAGACGUCCUCUUUGACGUCUCUCAUCGUUUGCCCAAUUUUGUUUAUUGGUGCUUUGUCUUUUUGGUAUUUUAUUCCUCUUUUCCUCAUGGCUGAAGAGAAGAAGAGUUUGGUGUCUUAUGCUUUUUCCGGAUCUCCUAAAAUUACCUCGGAAAAGCUUGAUGGGAAGAACUAUUUGAGUUGGCGUGAUGCUGUUGACAUUUGGUUUGUUGGUCAGGGAUUAUCUGACCAUCUUUCUACCAAGGUUUCUGACAUUGAUGCUACUAAAAGAGACGAUUGGAAGAAAGUUGAUGCUCAGCUUGUAUCCUUGUUAUGGCAGUCGAUUGAACCGAGUUUGAUGCUUCACUUUCGCACUUACAAAACUUGUUACGACAUCUGGAAGACAGCUGAAACCUUUUAUGCUAAUGAUGUUCAGAGGCUUUAUGAGACAGCUCGAGGUAUAUCAUCUCUUCAUAUGACAGAUACAGAUCUGCCAUCCUAUCUGAAGAAGGCUCAAUCUCUUUGUGAUGAAGUCAAACUGAUGUUGGAAAAGGAUGAUGUAAAGGAAAUGAAAAAGAAAAUUGAUAAUCUGCUCAUGGUACUUGUUCUCCAUGGCCUCCAUAAAGACUAUGAAUCUAUUCGGAAUCAAACUUUGACAAAUCCUGGUAUCCCUACUGUUGCCGAGCUUAUUGGUCGUUUGAUUAGGGUUCCGCCACCAGAGAUUGAUUCUCACACAGCUUCUGAGUCAUCUGUUUUGGCCUCUAACUCCUUUGGUCGAGGUCGAGGUCGUGGAGGCAGAGAUGGAGGUAGAGAUGGAGGUCGUGGUAGAGGAAGAGGCAAUCUUCAUUGUUCCUAUUGCGAUAGGGACGGCCACACUCAGGAUCGUUGCUACCACAUAGUUGGGUUUCCUAACAAAACUGCCACUGUUGCUCAAUCUUCGGUACAUGCUACUGAACAAAAGCUCGAAUCUGAGGAACAUCGUCUUUCUCCUAGUGAAUACAAGGAAUUUCUUCAACUUAAGGCAGCUCAACAAUCCUCUUCCUCAGCCACCGUAGCGCAUGCUGGUAAUUCUACCCUUUGUUUCUCUCAAUCUGCAGGAUCGUGGAUUUUAGAUUCCGGUGCUUCUGAUCAUAUGGCUGGUAAUCCUUCCCUUUUCAAUAAUUUGACACCUCCUAAAGCACCUCAUAGUGUUACUCUUGCUGAUGGAUCUAAAACACAAGUCAUGGGCAUUGGACCGGAGUACAGGGAAGACGAUUGGAGUUGGAUAUGAAUCACGUGGUCUCUAUUACAUGCAACCUCAUCUAUCAACACUAUGCGCAGUCUUUGAGUCUCCUGAUCUUUUACAUCGUCGGUUGGGUCACCCAAGUCUUGAAAGGUUGAAGCAAAUGGUUCCGAAGCUUUCUCAUUUGAAGACAUUGGAGUGUGAGUCAUGUCAACUUGGAAAACAUGUUAGGGCAUCCUUUCCAUCUAGUAUUAGUCGUCCUACAGUAUCACCGUUUGACCUCGUUCAUUCUGAUGUAUGGGGUCCAAGUCGUGUUCCGUCAGUUUUAGGAUUUAAGUAUUAUGUUACCUUUAUUGAUGACUUUUCAAGAUGUACUUGGUUAUUUUUAAUGAAAGAUCGUUCUGAGUUAUUUGAAGUUUUUAA
Molecule: messenger RNA, 1736 nt
Organism: Lotus japonicus
Lineage: Eukaryota; Viridiplantae; Streptophyta; Magnoliopsida; Fabales; Fabaceae
Exons: 2
Coding region: 201-1361 (386 amino acids)
Source: RefSeq, a predicted model, not a curated record